Lodderomyces jiufengensis is the source of this 567-nucleotide messenger RNA. RefSeq lists its product as uncharacterized. Bases 1 to 567 code for a protein of 188 amino acids. The transcript has a single exon. NCBI's taxonomy places the organism in Eukaryota, Fungi, Ascomycota, Pichiomycetes, Serinales, Debaryomycetaceae. The record is from RefSeq and is a predicted model, not a curated record.
AUGACAACUGAUCAUUACGUAUGCGACAUAAAUGCAAGUAGACCCCAUAUAAAACAAACUUUCAAAACCAAAACUGAAAUAAUGAAUUACUUACAAAUAAAUGCAUACGAUAAAACUUAUUCGUUAGUAAAUUUAGAUGGAUAUCAAGUUAUUUAUAAUUGUAAUUCACCUCAUUGUUUAAAUCAAUUGGUUUUUAAUUAUGAUGAAGUGCAAAAAUGUUUUAAAUUGUCAAGAAAUUAUCAAGCUCAUGUUGCUGUUCUGGAAGAGUCUGCUGUAGUUAGUAGCUAUUAUAAUCUAGAUAAAGAAGAAACAAUUCAAGAUCGCAAACAUAAUAAGUUGGCAAUUAAAUCAGUUGCAUCAUUAAAUAACUCAAACACUAACACUCAUCAAGACUAUACACAAGUUACAAUGAACAGUGGUAUUUCAAUAAAUUUGGAAACAGGAGAAAACUUACAAUUAAAUAUUUCUUUGGGUGAUAAUGAAAUUUCAUUGAAGAGACAUAGAUCAUUUAGUGAACCAAUGCGAGAAAGUAAAAGAUUUGCAUCUAGAAAAAUUAGAAAUUCUUAG